GCUGCGCGCGCCCGGUGGGCGUGGGAGGAGGCGUGGAAACAGGGAGGAGGCGGGUGUCGCGGGAGGGAAGGAGCGAACCGGAGAGCGUCGUCCUGAGGAGGAGUGAAGGCGGCAAAAUGGCGGACCGCUUCUCCCGCUUCAACGAGGACAGAGACUUUCAGGGUAAUCACUUUGAUCAGUACGAAGAAGGACACUUGGAGAUUGAGCAAGCGUCCCUUGACAAGCCUAUAGAAUCGGAUAAUAUUGGACACCGCUUACUCCAGAAACAUGGGUGGAAGCUGGGCCAGGGAUUGGGAAAAUCUCUUCAGGGGAGAACAGAUCCUAUUCCAAUCGUUGUCAAGUAUGAUGUCAUGGGCAUGGGUCGAAUGGAAAUGGAGCUGGAUUAUGCCGAAGAUGCUACCGAACGGCGCCGUGUCCUAGAAGUAGAAAAAGAAGACACAGAAGAGCUGAGACAGAAGUACAAGGAUUAUGUUGACAAAGAAAAGGCAAUUGCAAAAGCCUUAGAAGAUCUCAGAGCCAACUUUUACUGUGAACUUUGUGAUAAACAGUAUCAGAAACAUCAGGAAUUUGACAACCACAUCAACUCUUAUGAUCAUGCACACAAACAGAGAUUAAAAGAUCUGAAGCAAAGAGAGUUUGCCCGAAAUGUCUCUUCAAGAUCCCGCAAAGAUGAGAAGAAGCAAGAAAAAGCCCUUCGGCGGCUCCAUGAGUUGGCAGAGCAAAGGAAACAAGCUGAAUGUGCACCUGGAAGUGGGCCCAUGUUCCGACCAACCACAGUGGCUGUGGACGAAGAUGGUGGAGAGGAGGAUAAAGACGAGUCAUCAACCAACAGUGGUGCGAGUGCCAUUUCCUCCUGUGGCUUUGGAUCUGACUUCUCCACAGAGAAAGGGGGCCCCUUCACGUCAGUACAGAUCACUAAUAGCACUGGACUGUCGCAGGCUUCUGGGUUAGCCUCGCAAGGUAUCAGCUUUGGCAUUAAGAAUAAUCUGGGACCCCCACUGCAGAAAUUGGGAGUGUCGUUUUCCUUUGCCAAGAAAGCUCCUGUCAAACUUGAAUCAAUAGCAUCCGUUUUCAAGGACCAUGCAGAAGAGGGGACCUCUGAGGAAGGAACAAAGGCUGAAGAGAAGAGUUCUGACCAAGGGGUGCAGAAGGUGGGAGAGACUGAUGGUGGUGGUAAUCUUGAUGGAAAGAAAGAAGAUGAAGACCCUCAGGAUGGAGGGUCCCUUGCCUCAACACUGUCCAAGUUGAAAAGGAUGAAGAGGGAAGAAGGAACAGGGGCUACAGAGCCAGAAUAUUACCACUACAUCCCCCCAGCACACUGCAAGGUCAAACCGAACUUCCCCUUCUUACUCUUUAUGAGAGCCAGUGAGCAAAUGGAAGGUGACCACAGUACGCACUCAAAGAAUGCUCCAGAGAACAGAAAGGGCAGCUCUCCCAAGCCUAAAGGUUGCAGUAAGGCAGCAGCAAGCCAAGGAGCAGAAAAAACAGUUAGUGACGUUUCUGAGCCGCAAAAGGAAGCCACUGUGGUUGGGCCUUCCGAGCCUGGAGGCAAAACUGAAACAAAGAAAGGCUCAGGAGAGGGUGAAGGUGAGCAAAGUGUGGAGAGUCUUAGAGAGAGCUCAGAGAGCCAGAUGUGUGAAUCCGAUCCUAAAGAAAUUUCUCAGGCCACCCCAGCAACAAAAGCAGGCCAGGGACCCAAGCAUCCUACCGGCCCGUUCUUCCCAGUUCUGAGCAAGGACGAAAGCACUGCCCUGCAGUGGCCAUCAGAACUGCUCAUCUUCACCAAAGCAGAGCCUCCCAUUUCCUACAGCUGCAACCCUUUAUACUUUGACUUUAAACUUUCAAGAAACAAAGAUGCUAAAGCUAAAGGGACAGAGAAGCCAAAAGAUGUCGGAGACUCCUCAAAGGGUCAUCUCCAGAGCCCUGAUCCUAGAGAACCGAACAAAAGCAAGGAGGGGGAGCAGAGUGUAGUGCUCUCAGAAGGCAGAGUGGAUGAACCUGCUUCAGGGGCUGCCUGUAGCAGCCAGACCAAGCAGGAGCCUGGGGGUAGCCAUGCAUCAGAAACUGAAGACACCGGAAGAAGCCAUCCUAACAAGAAAGAACCAUCAGGCAAGUCUCACAGACACAAAAAGAAAAAGAAACACAAAAAGUCCAGUAAGCACAAACGUAGACACAAGGCUGACAUGGAGGAAAAGAGUUCAAAGGCAGAGUCUGGGGAAAAAUCUAAGAAGCGCAAGAAACGAAAAAGGAAGAAGAACAAAUCGGCCCCAGCUGAUUCUGAACGAGGACCCAAACCAGAGCCUCCUGGAAGUGGCAGCCCUGCACCACCAAGAAGACGGCGCCGAGCUCGAGAUGACUCCCAGCGGAGAUCCCUUCCUGCUGAAGAAGGAAACAGUGGCAAGAAGGACGAUGGUGGAGCUGGCAGUGGUUCCCAAGAUCACAGUGGCAGGAAACACAAAGGUGAACCGCCAGCCUCCUCCUGCCAGCGGAGAACUAGCGCCAAACAGAGCAGCCGGUCCAGCCAUCGGAGCCAGCCCAGCAGUGGAGAUGAGGAUAGCGAUAACGCUUCUUCACACAGACCGCACCAGAAGUCUCCAUCCCAGUACAGUGAGGAGGAAGAAGAGGAGGAAGAGGAGGAGGAGGAGGAGGAGGAAGAGGAGGAAGAAGAAGACGAAGACUCGGGUAGUGAGCAUUCUCGUAGCCGCUCUCGAUCUGGCCGUCGCCAUUCCUCACAUCGUUCUUCCCGGCGGUCUUAUUCAAGCAGCUCUGACGCUUCUUCAGACCAGAGCUGCUAUAGUAGACAGCACAGUUACUCUGAUGAUAGCUAUAGUGACUACAGUGACCGAUCAAGAAGGCACUCUAAGCGCUCUCAUGAUUCAGAUGAUUCAGACUAUGCCAGCUCCAAACACAGGUCCAAACGACACAAAUACUCAUCAUCUGAUGAUGACUAUAGCCUCAGUUGCAGCCAGUCCCGAAGCCGGUCUCGGAGUCAUACAAGGGAGCGAUCAAGAUCCCGGGGUCGAAGCCGCAGUAGCAGCUGUAGUCGCAGUCGAAGCAAGAGGAGAAGUCGCAGCACCACAGCCCACAGCUGGCAGCGAAGCCGAAGCUACAGCCGAGACCGGAGCCGCAGCACCAGGAGCCCUUCUCAGAGAUCAGGUUCCAGAAAGGGGUCCUGGGGUCACGAGAGCCCCGAGGAAAGGCGCUCUGGCCGUCGGGAUUUCAUUCGUUCAAAGAUUUACCGCUCUCAGUCUCCCCACUAUUUCCGAUCAGGUCGGGGAGAAGGUCAUGGGAAGAAAGAAGAUGGCAGAGGAGAGGACAGUAAAGGAGCAGGCCUGCCCUCCCAGAAUAGCAACGCUGGCGGCACAGGAAGAGGGUCAGAAAGUGACUGCAGCCCCGAAGAUAAGAACUCUGUUACUGCCAGACUGCUGCUAGAGAAGAUCCAGUCCAGGAAAGUGGAGAGGAAACCCAAUGUGUGUGAGGAGGUGCUGGCCACCCCUAAUAAGGCUGGACUCAAGUAUAAGAACCCCCCACAAGGUUACUUCGGGCCUAAGCUCCCCCCGUCUCUUGGUACUAAGCCUGUUCUUCCAAUGAUAGGAAAGCUUCCAGCUACUCGGAAGUCCAGUAAGAAAUGUGAAGACUCUGCCUUGGAAAGGGGUGAAGAGCAGGAGCAUUCAGAGCCAGAAGAAGGGUCCCCAAGGAGCAGGGAUGCUCCACUUGGGCAUCAGUUCUCCUCAGAGGACACAGCUGGUCCCUUAUCAGACCCUCCCCCAGAAGAGCCAAAGUCUGAAGAAGCUACUGCUGAUCACUCUGUGGCUCCACUGGGCACCCCAGCACACACUGACUACCCUGGGGAUCCAGCCAUCUCCCAUAACUACCUCCCUGACCCCAGUGAUGGGGAUGCUCUGGAGUCUCUGGAUAGCGGCAGUCAGCCAGGCCCUGUGGAGUCCAACUUGCUGCCUAUAGCCCCAGACCUUGAGCACUUCCCCAGUUAUGCACCUCCCAGUGGGGAGCCUAGCAUUGAGUCAACAGACGGGACUGAGGACGCUUCCUUGGCUCCUCUAGAGAGCCAGCCCAUCACCUUCACCCCUGAGGAGAUGGAGAAGUACAGCAAGCUCCAGCAGGCCGCACAGCAGCACAUCCAGCAGCAACUUCUGGCCAAACAAGUAAAGGCCUUUCCAGCCUCAACAGCCCUAGCCCCAGCCACACCAGCCCUGCAGCCCAUCCACAUUCAGCAGCCGGCCACAGCCUCUGCCACCUCCAUCACAACUGUUCAGCACGCCAUCCUACAGCAUCAUGCUGCAGCUGCUGCCGCUGCCAUCGGCAUCCACCCCCACCCCCACCCCCAGCCACUUGCCCAAGUGCAUCACAUUCCCCAGCCCCACCUGACCCCGAUUUCCUUGUCCCAUCUCACUCACUCAAUUAUCCCUGGCCACCCUGCCACCUUUCUUGCUAGCCACCCUAUCCAUAUAAUCCCUGCUUCAGCCAUCCAUCCUGGGCCCUUCACCUUUCACCCCGUCCCACAUGCUGCCCUCUACCCUACCCUGCUCGCGCCACGGCCUGCUGCAGCAGCUGCCACUGCCCUCCAUCUUCACCCACUACUUCACCCCAUCUUCUCAGGUCAGGACCUGCAGCACCCUCCCAGCCAUGGGACUUGAGCUGGGAGUCGGAAGCCUAUGUUGAGCCAGGGAAGGUGACCUAUUCUUCCCUUGGGGGUGUAGAGCCAUUUAUACCAGCAAGUAAAAGCUGGAACAGGCAGUGUCUUGACAGCCAAAGAAAUGAGUUUUGGCUUGCAGGGAUGGAUUUAGAUUUGAGGUUUGCUUUGGGUUUACUAUCAGGGAUAUCACCCCCCCCCUUUCUAUCCCUCCCUCCCUCCCUCCCGUGUUUCUAAGCUAGGGAACACCAGUAAGAGCUGCCCACAGCCCUCUGCAGCAGUCUCCAGACUGUCAGUAAUCCUCCUCCUCUACUUUCUGAUCCUCUGCACUUACCCUCUGUGAGUUCAGAACAUUUCCCUCCUCUAAAGGGUUGUCACCAAAGCACUUGCCAUGGGCCCAUCUGGUCCUGCCUUCUCAGUGCCACGAGGAAGGCCGGACUGUCUCUCCAGUGGUGAAAACUCCACUUUUCGGCAGUGUCUUUGACUAUCCUUUGUGACACGUUAUCCCAGGUGAGGUGGAGGAGGGGGUCUAACCUAGAACCAAAAGCAACUCAGGCUGCGAUCGAUCCCCUUCCUUACAGACAGCCAUGCAUUUGGCACUACUGUCCUUAUGCCCUUCACCCAGAAGGGGCAUCUACAUAUCCCAGAAAAGAAGAUCCUAUCGUGAGUAGAAGCUAUGCUGAACAUAGGGUCACCCAUGUGCUUCCCAGAAAGGAGCUCGUGUCUGAAGGGUAUACUUUCUUCUGUUAUGUUGAUGUUUUCUUUUUAAUUUAUAGGAUUUUUUAAUGUAAAAUUGCACUGAACUCUAUAAACGUAAAUGCUGCUUUUUGUAGCUCAUAUUAAGAAGGUUCCGUAUUUGUAGUAUACUGCAAUAAUAUUUUUUACAUCAGCUCUUUAAGUGAUCCUUGUUCUGGUGGCUUUCUGUAAAUAUGUUUGCCCUAGUUGAAUUAAGAAACUUUAAAGGUUAUAAAAUAAAAAGAAAAAAUAAAGUAUUUGUUUUCUGCUAGAUGCAAAAAUGA
Molecule: messenger RNA, 5670 nt
Organism: Rattus rattus (black rat)
Lineage: Eukaryota; Metazoa; Chordata; Mammalia; Rodentia; Muridae
Gene: Gpatch8
Product: G-patch domain containing 8
Exons: 8
Coding region: 117-4655 (1512 amino acids)
Cellular component (GO): nucleus
Molecular function (GO): nucleic acid binding
Source: RefSeq, a predicted model, not a curated record